AAUAAUAGUAUAAAGUUGCACCUUGACUAGAGGUUUUAGCAGAAGAAGAAACAAAGAGAGAGAAGAUGAAGAAUGUUAUGGUGAUUGUUGACGAGAGCAACUCAAGUUAUGAUUUACUCAUUUGGGCUCUUGAAAACCACAAAGAUACCAUUGAGAGCUCCAAAGUUUUUCUCUUUGCAAUACAGCCACAAAAUCCCUUUACUCCUGCUACUGUGCUCUCUUCCUCAGUAGGCUUUGCUCAAAUCUUCUAUCCAUUUUCACCUAAUUCAGAACUCAUAAGAUUGGCUCAUGAAAAGAAUAUGAAAAUUGUUUUGGGUAUAUUAGAGAAAGCCAAGAACAUGUGUUUAAAUCAUGGGAUUAAAGCAGAGACAUUUACAGAUGCUGGCGACGCUAAUGACCUAAUCCCAAAGAUAAUUCAAGAGCGACAGAUUGAUGUAUUAGUUAUGAGCGGUCAACAAACUCAAAAACUCAAAAAGUGUUUAUAUAAUACAGAUUGUUCUCUUGUUGUCGUGAAGAACAGACUUGUCAAAGAAUAAGGAAAUUACGAAACCCCCUAAAUUUAAUAUGAUUUCGUUUGUGAUUGAGAUGAUGUAAUGAUUAUUGUAGUUUGGGUUUGUAGUUGAACUUAUAUUUUAUGGGUAUGUAUAUACAUAUAUAUUUUCUUAUUGGCACCGUUAUAUUCAACUAAAUGGAACCAACCAAGAGGUGAGCAUUUUGUCCCAUGGCAUAGCUUCUCAGCAAGCUCACAUCGAGUCGAAGCUCAAGGAUCCAAGUGGUCACACACACAUGCAUCUACUUUUGUUUGGAUAGGAUCUUCAACCACUUCAUCAUCAUCACACACACGGGUUACGAUUAAUCUGUCAUAUCAAAACAUUAAAAUAUUUAAAAAGUUAUCUUAUUUACAACUUGUUCGAAUUGUUCAACAAAAUCCAAAUAUCGUAUUACAACUUUUCAA
Camelina sativa (false flax) is the source of this 955-nucleotide messenger RNA. RefSeq lists its product as uncharacterized. The record is from RefSeq and is a predicted model, not a curated record. NCBI's taxonomy places the organism in Eukaryota, Viridiplantae, Streptophyta, Magnoliopsida, Brassicales, Brassicaceae.